Messenger RNA from Amyelois transitella, 2117 nucleotides. RefSeq lists its product as uncharacterized. Lineage: Eukaryota; Metazoa; Arthropoda; Insecta; Lepidoptera; Pyralidae. Bases 542 to 1444 code for a protein of 300 amino acids. The transcript is spliced from 5 exons. The record is from RefSeq and is a predicted model, not a curated record.
GAAGCCGCGCCAGCGAGGGGGGAGGGCGCCGUAAUGAAUGGUCUAUAUUACGGCGCGCGGACGCAAGGGAAGCCAGUUUGUUUCUAGAAGUAAACAAAUACACACCUUCCCAGAGGACAUCCUAGUUAGACCCCCGGCUUCAAGCCAAGAAAUGGAAACGUUAAAUAUAAAACCGUUAAGUAAGGAACAGUGGUCUCCAGAGACGCCGAACGGCUUGGAGGCCACUGAGCUCGAAGGGCCGCCCGCGCCGGCCGACAUGGCAUCUACUUCGAGCGAAGAGCGGGCCAUGCGCCGCGUCGUUGGCCGCUGGGGAGCCGAGUGGUUGAGCUGACUCGGCUCGGUACAGAAACCCCCCGGCCUACAAUGGCCGGCCGACCACCCCCUGCCGCCCCCGCGGUGGGGGGCCCCUCGCCCGGCUCUGCACCUCUCCCUGCAGCAGUACGAGGACUUGGUCGCUAAAGCCGAGGCGCUGUUGAGCCGACUCGUUGUUAAUGAAAACUACGACUCUGUCAACAACUUCCUGACACUCUUCGAUACGUACAUGGCUGCGCCUGAUGAUAAUCUACUUGAGUUUUACCAGAAAUACAACCCGCCAAUACGCCCGCACAAGAACACCUGCGUGGGCUUGGGUAUGGAAGUCAUGAAGAAGCUCAAAGUGUUGGAGAACGAUUUCCCGGGUAUAACUAAAUCGAUGAUGCUCGUAUCUUGCGAUGAGAAUAUACAAGAUCUGAACGACUACGCUACGUCCUGUCCUGGGCCUCAAGGGUUUUUAAUUGAGACAGAGAAGGACCAUGUUAUGGUCGCGAUCCACGUGAAGAUUGGGGACAGACCUGGCGUGUUCCUGUCGGACUUGGGGUACCACAUCGCCCGCGUUGUCACCGUGAUGGCGGAUCGCUGCUACCCACAUACUGGUUGGUUUACCCAGUCCGAUCAGCCCCAUUGCCGAAAAGAGUACAACUAUCAGUUCAACCUUCACAACAGUAAUUACGUGGAGUGGCAUGAGAGGGAGACCAGGGGGAAAGUGGUGAAGGAGCGCCUAUCUCUGGUGUACGUGGCCAAAGCUUAUCUGUCAGCUGUCAGCGUAACGGAGAAGAGGAAUCUUGUGUGGGAUUUGAGGAGUUUACUUGCGAGAGAUCCCAAGGGCAACUUGACUGCAGGAAUCUACUUCCCUCUUAAACCUAAGACUCAGGAGUUCACCAUCUUCUUCGACAGCAAUUCCGGCAAACAGAGGAAGAAACUCAAGUUUGAAACUUUCUUAGUUCUUCAAAAGAUUCCUGAUGCAGUAGUGGAUGAAGUGGAACAGUGCAAUGACCAGUUACAUCUCAAGGAUGGCGAACUGCUGUCCAUCCUCAAGAGACUAGCCCACAUCAUGGCCGACGAAGAGUACAUGGCUGAACUCCUUGACGUCAAUGCAAAAAUUGUGCAGCUUUCUGCUGGAAACUAGAUCACCUGAUUCCAGUAUUAAAUGAUGUUCCUGGCGGUAGAAUAUUAGUUGGUUGUAAAUUUUUUGAAGUAAUUGUGCGAUUUUUAAGAAUCAGAUUUGGUAUUUUAGACACAAUUACACAGAAACAAGUACACAGAAUUGAAAUGGAUACUCCUGCCAAAGUUGUCAAAUCAAAAUAGAAGACCAACAACUUGUUUUAUGUCAGACUGGCAGCCGAACAACAACUAUGGAUUUUUAAAGCACGUUAGUAACUUGCUACUGUAGUUGAUGCAUAAACCAACAAUUGUGAACCUAUCGGAAAUUAAAGAGGAAGACUUUAUCCACAUUUUUGAAGACAGUACUUGUAGAAGCGCCAUCAACAAUACUAUGAAUGAAGUCAGGAAGAUUAAUAUUUUUAACUUAUUUUAUAGAUCAUUAGUCAAUUUGAUUAUUUCUUGGGGAUUUAUUAUCAUAACGUAUGUCAACAGUAUUCCAUUCUCAUUAAAUUCUCAAUUAUUUUGAUUGUCAUCUUUACUCAGUAUUUCAUUAUCGUUACUUUCUCAUGCAUGUUUAUUAUUGUAUCUUACAUGGGUUUUAAUUCUAUCAUUUUUUAUGUAGAGUAGUCGUUUGUAGUCAUAAUGAAACUGAAACGAGGUAUCGGCUCAGCGGGUAAAUAAACAUAAAAAUAUAUGUA